GGUCAGUUAUCGCCUAUCGGCCAUCGCUAUCGCCGCCCCGUUGCGACAAAAAAGAUUUAAUCGAACCGAAAGACGUGCUCGCACUAAAAUCGCUUGAAAACAGGCCCGCAGACCUGCGAAAAACGAAAAAGUGCAGCGCGCAUAUACUUUUUCAACUGUGCCCCUCUAGCUUAAAAUUAAGUCGCGGCGAAAAGUCGAGUAAAACCCGCGGAAAUGCGCAUGCAAACGGCGUGUGGCCAGCAAAAUCGCUGCCAAGGCACCGCACACACACUCGGCCACCCACACAUACACACUUAGUGCUGUACUCGAAAAGUGCGAAGACAACAGGAACUCUGUGCCAAAAUAAUAUUAACAGUACCCAGUUAUUCCAUUCCACUGCACCUGUCCCCGAAACAUCGAAAUAUUCGCGUUACGUAUACGCAACGAGUGCUGUAAACAAGUUUGCACAGGCGAUAACAAUGUCCAAAUACGAUCUGCUUUAUCUAACGGCGCAGCUAACGCUGGUCUGCUGUCUGAUUGGAAUCCAUGGAUCUAUUUUGCCCGGAAGUCAUGGGAUCAUAGAAUGCGAGCACUUCGACGAGAAGAUGUGCAACACAACGCAGCAAUGUGAAACACGGAUAGAGCACUGUAAGAUGGAGGCGGAUAAGUUUCCCAGCUGCUAUGUCCUUUGGUCGGUCAACGAGACAACGGGCAUCCUGCGCAUCAAGAUGAAGGGCUGCUUCACGGACAUGCACGAAUGCAAUCAGACGGAGUGCGUGACCAGUGCAGAGCCACGGCAGGGAAACAUUCACUUCUGCUGCUGCAAGGGAUCGCGGUGCAAUUCCAACCAGAAAUAUAUUAAAAGCACCACGGAGGCAACCACACAAGUGCCCAAGGAGAAGACGCAGGACGGCAGCAAUUUGAUAUACAUCUACAUUGGCACCUCCGUUUUCAGCGUGCUCAUGGUCAUUGUUGGCAUGGGCCUUCUUCUCUACCGACGCCGCAAGCAGGCGCACUUUAACGAGAUACCCACGCACGAGGCUGAGAUAACAAACUCAUCGCCAUUGCUCAGCAACCGUCCCAUUCAGCUGCUGGAACAGAAGGCCAGUGGUAGAUUCGGUGAUGUGUGGCAAGCCAAGCUCAACAAUCAGGAUGUGGCCGUCAAGAUCUUUCGCAUGCAGGAAAAAGAAUCGUGGACCACGGAGCACGAUAUCUACAAGCUGCCGCGCAUGCGCCAUCCGAACAUCCUCGAAUUCCUGGGCGUUGAGAAGCACAUGGACAAGCCGGAAUAUUGGCUGAUAUCCACCUACCAGCAUAACGGAUCACUAUGCGACUACCUCAAAUCGCACACGAUCUCAUGGCCAGAGUUGUGCCGCAUCGCUGAGUCCAUGGCCAAUGGACUGGCACAUCUGCACGAGGAGAUCCCGGCAUCAAAGACCGAUGGGCUAAAACCAUCGAUAGCUCACCGAGACUUCAAGUCUAAGAACGUACUGCUUAAGAGCGAUCUGACGGCCUGUAUAGCUGACUUUGGUUUGGCCAUGAUAUUCCAGCCAGGCAAGCCCUGCGGCGAUACACACGGUCAAGUAGGCACUCGACGUUACAUGGCCCCAGAGGUGCUUGAGGGUGCCAUCAAUUUCAAUAGAGACGCUUUCUUACGCAUAGACGUCUACGCAUGCGGCCUAGUCCUCUGGGAAAUGGUGUCACGGUGUGACUUUGCCGGACCCGUCGGUGAGUUCCAGCUGCCUUUUGAGGCCGAGCUGGGCCUGAGGCCGUCGCUGGACGAAGUUCAGGAGAGUGUGGUAAUGAAGAAGCUGCGCCCUCGUUUGCUCAACUCCUGGCGCGCCCAUCCGGGACUUAAUGUAUUCUGCGACACAAUGGAGGAGUGCUGGGAUCACGACGCUGAGGCUCGUCUUAGCUCUUCGUGUGUGAUGGAACGCUUUGCGCAGCUAAACAAGUAUCCCUCAACCCAGUUGCUAAUCAAGAACCACACCAACAUUGACGACGCCAAGGAAUCUACGAAUUGCUUAUAGAAGCGGUACUAAGCCACAGACCAGCCAGCGGAUCUGUGGCUCUGCAAAAAAAUCAGUUGAAGCUUUUUGCUUCGUAGUGGAUAGUUGAUCGUCGAGGUCGUAAGACGUUUCGUUUUUAGUUUAAUAGUUUGUAGUACCAUUAUAAGCAGCUAUAGAAUGGGUUGAUUUAUACGAAAGAAGUCGUGUAAGAUGUAACUUUUCCUAAGGGAAAAGCCAAAAGCUUAACAUGCCAACGAUUCUUUGUUAUUAUUUUCUUUAAAUUAUAAAUCGACUCAUUCGAUGUUAACCCGAGUUCUUAAAUCUGUUGGAAAUGAGUGGAAACGUACACUAAGCAACUUUGAACAAAGAGCAUUAGCUAUGUCCAGAGACGUGGUAGUUGCUAAUCCGACAUUGACUUCAUUGACUGAUAACCAUAUAUAGUUCUAUAUAAAUCAUACAUAUAACGUACAAUUUGUUUUGCCCUCUGGCAGUAGCCUGUGUGCAUAUGUAAACUGUUGAAAAUUAUCGUCAAGCCUUUUAAAGUAUAAUUUUAUUUGUACGUUAUCGAAUGUCUUCAUAUAGUAGUAGUUUUAUAUUUAAAGUUAUUUUCAAAAUAGAUUUAACAAUUUUAGUUUACUUUUUAGUUGUAACGUUUUUAUUUCGCGCUCAAACGUGCAUGCGUUUUAAUGUUGUAUUUUAAAUAAAAAUACUUUAAACUCCAUCCUAACCAUCUGAUUUUUUAUUAUUUUGUCUGUUUUAUAUUUCUGCUUUUGAUUUUUAUUUUUUUAUUUCCAAAACGUAGUGCCAAUGACCCUCAGAAAUCGCGUAAGCAUAAUAAAUGUGUAAUUAUGUAAUUGUAUUCUAAUUCUACUGGACAGUACAAGCAACACCUGAAGUUUUCAAAGGAAAGUUUCUUUUUAACAAGAAUCUAACUUAAGCGCAUAUACAUAAAUUAUAAAAUAUAAACUAUACUCUUUAUAUAUACACACAACACAUACACGCAUAGGCAUACGGAACACACGCAGUCUAGCAGGUUUAUAUGAAGCACACGCUGCGACUCAUCGUCAGCAUAAAAUCUAAACAAAAAAAAAAUCAAAGUUAAUAUUCAACCCAAGAGGUAUGCACACACUGUAAGAAAUUAGAGCUAAACACAAUGAGUAAGUAUGUUAAACAUUGUUAAACGGAUAGUAUGUCUUAUAAUGUUAGCCAAACAAGGUGUAUGUCGAGCUAUAGUUAUUUAAGCUAUAGUUUAAUUAAGAGAGUCUUGGCGGAAUGUAUUAUCUUUCGGGUUAUUUGAAACUUUUUUGCGCAGCAUCAGUUCUUAUCAAUGGCUAAGCAUCUGAAAUACUUCUGGAUUAUCAGUUAAGAUAUCAACUAAACACGAUACACAACACAGAACAAAACGAAACAAACAAAGCUUCAUUACCUGAUUUUUUUGAGCAACUUACAACAAAAAUAGUUUAUUACGCAAACAAACAAAAACCAAACGACAUAAUCUUAAUAAUAGAACGAAUUUUGUUAUGCUGUAUUUAAUUUGUAUAUUUUCCAUUGGUGCUGAAACAUCAUUACGACGAACAUAAUGAUAAUGAAGAUAAUAAGAAACGAAUUCAAAAACAACCAGUAUUUAAAGAGCGAAGGAAUAAACAAUUAAUAUUUAAUCAUAGUAGUUUGUUACAUAUCAGAUUGCUAAAUGGGAUAGAGGAAGAUAAUAUAAAUCGAUCAUUUCAAAAAGAUUUGCAGAGAAAUUUUUAUAGCAUUAUACAAGGCAAUAACAAGCCAACAGCAAUUUUGGUAUAUUUUUUAAUGCAUUUCAUAAGUAAAACCAAAACGAGUUUAUAAACAGUAAAUUCAUAAGAAAAUCUUUUUAAAACACCCCAUUUUCGAAUAUCAUCAGCAAAGUUUUAUAAAAACCAAUAUGCGAAAAACAUAUACGAGAUGAUAGCAAGUCGUGUUAAGAAGUUUACGAUUAAAAAACGAUCUUUGAUAAUAACGGAUUUAAAAUAAAAAUGCAACUGUUUAAUAAAC
This is a messenger RNA of Drosophila melanogaster (fruit fly), 4013 nucleotides long. RefSeq names its product punt (gene put). The coding region runs from base 459 to 2009 and encodes 516 amino acids. Gene Ontology annotation, biological process: cell communication; post-embryonic development; signaling. The record is from RefSeq and is marked reviewed. NCBI's taxonomy places the organism in Eukaryota, Metazoa, Arthropoda, Insecta, Diptera, Drosophilidae. Gene Ontology annotation, cellular component: apical plasma membrane; basolateral plasma membrane; membrane. The transcript is spliced from 6 exons. Gene Ontology annotation, molecular function: protein kinase activity; kinase activity; ATP binding.